AUCUCUCCAGACAAACAGAUGCUACGUGUAAAGUCCUUCCCCAGAAUAUCCCACGCAUAUAUUCCCUUCUCUUCCCAAUUUAGAUCUAUCCAGAGCUCCAAUCACUCACUGUCUCUCUCUCUCUCUCAAAAUUUGGGCUCAGACUGUCAAAAAUCAGAAUCGAGUGUUCAUAAUUAUCCGUAUCUUUCUAGUUUGAGCGGUGAUAAAAGAUUGUGUUCGAUUCGCUUAUAAAUUGAUAUUAUUUAGAGAAAUUCAAUGGAUACCAAUAAUUGGAGGCCCGAUCCGAGUCAAGGCCCCAUAGGAGGAGGAGCAGAAGCAGUCGGAGGCGGGGCAGAGCCCACCAUGGACACCGGCGAUUGGAGGACCCAAUUGCCGCCCGAUUCUCGUCAAAGAAUUGUGAACAAAAUAAUGGACACGUUGAAGAGGCAUCUUCCAGUUUCCAGCCAACUCAAGACCAUAGCCACAAGGUUUGAGGAAAAGAUUUAUGCUGCUGCCACAAGCCAGUCAGAUUAUUUACGAAAAAUAUCUCUGAAGAUGCUUACAUUGGAAACUAAGUCUCAGAAUCCUAUAGCCAAUUCUUUGCCAUCCAAUGCUGUUGUCAGUAGCAAUAAGCCCCCGGAUCCAGUGUCUCUAGAUUCCACGUCUCAGACAGGACAUGCAAAUGGGGUUGAUUGGCAAGAGGUGGUUUAUCAAAAGAGAAAUUCAAUGGUUACCAAUAAUUGGAGUCCCAAUCCGAGUCAAGGCCCCUUAGGAGGAGGAGCAGGAGUAGAAGCAAUCGGUGGCGGCGGAGAACCCACAAUGGACACCGGCGAUUGGAGGACCCAAUUGUCACUCGAUUCUCGUCAAAGAAUUGUGAACAAAAUAAUGGACACAUUGAGGAGGCAUCUUCCAGUUUCCGGCCAAGAGGGAUUACUUGAACUCAAGAAAAUAGCCAUAAAGUUUGAGGAAAAGAUUUAUGCUGCUGCCAUAAGCCAGUCAGAUUAUUUACGAAAAAUAUCUCUGAAGAUGCUUACAAUGGAAACUAAGUCUCAGAAUCCUAUAGCCAAUUCUUUGCCAUCCAAUGCUGAUGUCAGUAGCAAUAAGCCCCCAUAUCCAGGGAUGCAUGGUCUGCAAUUUCAAGUUCAUAAUCAGGGGCAAUCACCUCCUAACCCACUUUUGGCUGAUCAGUCUCAAGCAUGCCAACAACUGUCAUCCCAAAAUAUUCAGAAUAGCAUUCCAUCUACUGAAGUUCCAAUCAGUGCCAAUUUUCCAUCUGCAAUGCCUCCAAUCUCUGGUUUAAACCAGACUUCUAUCCGAAAUGUUGUUGGUCAGGAUAUGAAUGUGCAGAAUAUAUUUGGCACUUCACAAAACUUGGUGUUUGCAAAUAAUCAGUGGCAGAUGCAAGGAAGGCAUCAAGAAGUUCCCCUGCAGCAGCAACAGUCGCAGAAUCCACAGCAGAAUCUUUACCAGCAGCAGUUGCAACAGCAGCUUUUAAAGCAGAAGUUACAGCAGGGAAGUAUCCCACAUUUACUCGUGCAACCGCACAUCCAGCAAAAGAAAACACAGCAACUGCAGCAGCAGCAAAAUCUAUUAGGGGCCAAUCAGUUGCAAUCUUCUCAGCAAUCAGUCAUGCGAACAUCAUUUUUUGUGCAGCCUUCUGUGACGCAAUCGUAUCCUCUCUCUGGUCUUCAGCAGAAUCAGCAGCCAUCUAUUCAACAGGCAACACAGUCUAUGGUUCAGCAAUACCCUCAAUCAGUUCUCAUGCAGCAGCAACAGCCACAACAGGCUGCUGUUCUUCAUCAACAUCAAACACCGAUGCAGCAGCAGCCAGUAUUGCCUCCUCAGCAGCAGCUGAUGGGCCAACUGUCAAAUGCUUCAAAUAUGCAACAGGACUUAUUACUUUCACAAUGGAGUGGUGUUGGGAACAUGCAGCAGCAUCAGCAGCAGUUGGGCUUUCGAAGUACUAUUUCUGUGUUACAGCGCCAGCAACCACAGUUGCUUGGAACUCAGUCUAUUAACUCAAGUAUGCAAACUAAUCAUCACCCAGAACACAUGCUACAACAGUCUGGGUUUCUGCUUCAGUCACAAUCACAGCAGAGCACACCCGAUUUACUACCAACUCGAGGGAAGCAGUUACAAUCACAGCGACAGCCACCACAGCAACAGCGGCAGCAAUUGAUAUAUCAGAUUCAGUCCCAACCUUCAGAGUUGCACCAGGAACCAAAUUCAUUGCAUAGGGAUCUGUUGUUGCAUAGGCUUCAAGCAUCGGGCCAAGAAUCAAGCUUCAAGUAUCACAUUUGGCUUUUAUUUGGUUUAGUAAUUAUAUGCACUUCAAUUUAUUUCAUAUUCAAGAUUUUGGGUGAUAGCUAAGGAUAACUACCCAAUGAUGGAUAAGGAUAACUAUCCAUUUCCUUCAGGAUUAAUGGUGGUAGUUGAUUGUGAUUAAGUUGUAAGUGUGUGAUUCUCGUAAAGUCACUUGAACAAUGGUAACAGGAGGUAUGUUUUAUUAUUCCGUCGCAUAUACUAUGCUUGAAUUUCCAACAUUAUGUCAACAAAGUCUCUUUUGUGCUA
Molecule: messenger RNA, 2550 nt
Organism: Alnus glutinosa
Lineage: Eukaryota; Viridiplantae; Streptophyta; Magnoliopsida; Fagales; Betulaceae
Product: mediator of RNA polymerase II transcription subunit 15a-like
Exons: 8
Coding region: 256-2349 (697 amino acids)
Biological process (GO): regulation of DNA-templated transcription
Molecular function (GO): chromatin DNA binding; transcription coactivator activity
Source: RefSeq, a predicted model, not a curated record